Molecule: messenger RNA, 2584 nt
Organism: Scatophagus argus
Lineage: Eukaryota; Metazoa; Chordata; Actinopteri; Scatophagidae
Gene: slc25a15a
Product: solute carrier family 25 member 15a
Exons: 7
Coding region: 1090-2001 (303 amino acids)
Biological process (GO): mitochondrial L-ornithine transmembrane transport
Molecular function (GO): L-ornithine transmembrane transporter activity
Source: RefSeq, a predicted model, not a curated record
AAGGCACACAGAGAGUGUUGAAUUAAAACAAUUCCUAGCACUGUCUUACGAGACCAGGGAACAGCUACAUUAAAGGCAAGUCAGCAAUAGACAUGCUUUAAUUUGGGGUUUAAAACAACUAGGUGUGCGUAAACUGCAAUCUGUGCGCAUUUUAAGGCAGGGCCAACUUGAUGUAAUGAACCGACAGAUUUCAUAAGAAUUGGGGAAGAACACGGAAGUGCAGUUAGACGUAAACCUCCCCCGACAAACUGAGACUUUAUUACAUGACCAGUGUCCUGCGCUCCAGAAAUCUGCGAACCGAGGAGCUGAGAUGCUCUUAUUGAGACUUGAUCCUGUGAAACAGACAGGCACGUUUCGACGAGUUCUUUGGUUUCAGAGCUCGUCUUGUGCCCGCAUGGAGCCACGUUUUGACAGGCGGUAGUACAACAAACAUUUCGCUGUUUGCUGUUGGUGGAAGAAUCAGACGUCAACAAGCCGCAGCAGACUGAGGAGACUACAGGUGAGCAUGGAAUAUACCUGAACUUCAUUGCUCUUUAUUGUCGGUUUGUAACUUAGGAGAUCACUGCUAAUUUAACGUUAAGUUUGUUUUUUGUGUGUGAAGAGAUGAGGCCAAGGCAACUCAGCAUCUUUUGAAUAGUUGUGGCUCCACACCCAAAUGUUAAGAUUUGCAGUAGGUGUCUUUUGUUCCAAACACGCAACGCUGUCAAGUCAGUCUGAGUUUAAAUAGUGCCUGUAUAGAAUAUAUUUUAUAGAAUUUAUUAGUUCCAAAGUUAAGCAAAUUGCGUGAUAGAUGGAUAGAUCUCAACAGUGUAAACAGUCAUCAGAUGAUAUUAAUUAUUAUUAUGACGUUAUGAAGCGCAGGAUGUCAAGUCCUGUCAGCUUUAUUAUCCUUAAGGGGCUUUUGAGUAAUAUGACACUCUCUUAGAUCCAAUAAGACAAGGAAAAACUCCUCACCUGUGGUGGGACAAAAAGAAAGAAACCUCAGGAACAGCAAGAGAGGCUGGAUCCCUCUCCCAGCACAGAAAGACAUGCAACAGAUGUCAUCAUUUUUCUAUAUUUUCAGGUUUCCACAGCAUCUUUGGAAUCAUCAUGGCUCCACAUCCCAUAAUCCAGGCGAUCAUCGACUUCUCAGCUGGAGCAGUAGGUGGUACAGCUUGCGUAGUGAGCGGUCAGCCGUUUGACACGACAAAGGUCAAGAUGCAGACGUUCCCCACAAUGUAUCGCGGCUUCGUCCACUGCUUCGUGUCCACCUACAGGCAGGUGGGACUGCGUGGCUUGUACAAAGGCACGACCCCGGCCCUUAUAGCCAACAUCAGUGAGAACGCUGUGCUCUUUCUGAGUUACGGUCUCUGCCAGGAUGUGGUCCGCUUUUUGUCCAAGAUGGAAAAAGGGGCCGAUCUCAGUGACAUCCAGAAGGCAUGUGCAGGAUCUUUCGCCUCCAUCUUCUCCUCCAUGGCUUUAUGUCCCACUGAGCUGGUGAAAUGCCGCCUUCAGGCCAUGCACGAAAUGGAAGCAUCUGGCAAGAUCCCGAGUGGACAGAGAAGCACAGUGUGGACAGCUGUGAAGACAGUGUUGAAGACAAAUGGACCGCUGGGUUUCUACCAAGGGCUGACAUCUACCAUUGUGAGGGAGAUACCAGGGUACUUCUGCUUCUUUGGGGCCUAUGAACUGUGUCGGUCUAAAUUUGCACAGUACAUGGGUACCAACAAGGACAGCAUAGGCAUUCUUCCACUCAUGUUUAGUGGUGGGUUUGGGGGAGCUUGUCUUUGGUUGGUGGUCUUCCCCAUAGACUGCGUGAAGUCCAGGAUCCAAGUGUACUCCUUAAGUGGGAAGCAAGCAGGCUUCAUGAAGACCUUCUUGGGUGUCAUACGCGCUGAAGGGUUCACUGCUCUGUAUUCUGGUCUGACUCCCACCAUGAUACGCACCUUCCCUGCCAACGGAGCCCUCUUCCUGGCUUAUGAGCUCACUCGCAAGUUUAUGAUGGAGGCAGCUGGUGCCUGAUGUGGAGGAUGCUUGAAGCAGGUGUCCUGUUGAAAUACUGCGUUGUCCUCCUGGUUUUCUGAAAAUGGACUGACUAAAAGUUUUUUGGGGUCUUUUACAGGCAGAAUUUGUAAAAUAUGUCACUUGUAGAGCAGAGGUGGGCGAGUGACUGUGACUGUGGAACAAAGCAGUGAAUCAGAGUAAGAAAAUGUUUUUUUUUCUGACUGUUUCACAGCAGUUACAUUUUAAAGCACAAAUAAGCACUCCCAAACCUCCGCACAACACUCUGGAUUUUGUGUUACUACAGUCAAAGUGCUGGUUUCAUCCUUUCCAAACAUGCCUCCAUCUCUUUAUUACGAAUUAAAGAGAUCAAGGCAGCUAAUUUAGUCAGCACGUUUUUAUAGAGUCCACCAACUUCUAAAGAGUCAGCUGAUGAUUGAGAGAAAUUACUUUUGUUUAGGUCAAUAUAUUGUUUUUCAGCAUUGCUGCAUAUUAUGCCUUUAAUGUUUGACUAAAUGUGACCUAAAUGCCGGUGUUGUGGGUAUGGCUGUUUUUGUGCUGUGCUGGUCACAGUAAUUCAAAAUAAAGUUUUUAUUCAAAUAUA